Salvelinus namaycush (lake trout) is the source of this 962-nucleotide messenger RNA. RefSeq names its product dual specificity mitogen-activated protein kinase kinase 5-like. The transcript is spliced from 15 exons. Gene Ontology annotation, biological process: MAPK cascade; protein phosphorylation. Gene Ontology annotation, molecular function: ATP binding; MAP kinase kinase activity. Lineage: Eukaryota; Metazoa; Chordata; Actinopteri; Salmoniformes; Salmonidae. The annotation marks the transcript as partial. The record is from RefSeq and is a predicted model, not a curated record.
AUGAAUGAACAAGCGUACCAUCUUCUCGGGAACAGAGUGUUGGCGGUGAAGGUCAUUCCUCUGGACAUCACAGUGGAACUACAGAAACAGAUCAUGUCCGAGUUGGAGAUCCUCUACAAGUGUGAUUCCUCCUACAUCAUAACCUUCUACAGUGCCUUCUUUGUGGAGAACAGGAUCUCCAUAUGCACAGAGUACAUGGACGGUGGCUCUCUGGACGUAUACAGGAGGAUUCCAGAACAUGUGUUGGGUAGGAUCUCUGUGGCGGUAGUGAAAGGUCUAACCUAUCUAUGGAGCCUGAAGAUUCUUCACAGAGACGUCAAGCCUUCCAACAUGCUGGUCAACACUAGAGGUCAAGUGAAGCUCUGUGACUUUGGAGUCAGCACGCAGUUGGUGAAUUCCAUCGCCAAGACGUAUGUGGGAACUAACGCCUACAUGGCACCAGAGAGGAUAUCUGGGGAGCAGUAUGGCAUCCAUUCAGACGUCUGGAGCGUGGGCAUCUCCUUCAUGGAGUUGGCACUGGGCGCUUUUCCCUAUCCACAGAUUCAGAAAAACCAAGGAUCUUUAAUGCCUCUCCAGUUACUGCAAUGCAUCGUUGAUGAGGACCCUCCUGUUCUUCCUGUGGGUCAGUUCAGCCAGAACUUUGUCCACUUCAUCACACAGUGCAUGAAGAGACUCCCUAAAGAGAGACCUGCUCCCAACAACCUGAUGGUGAGUUGUUGUCAAGCUGAAUUCUGGGGCCCCCACUGCACUAACCGGUGCCAGUGUCAGAACCGGGCCCAGUGUAACCCCAUCACGGGGGCGUGUGUGUGUACGGACGGGUACCAGGGCUGGCGCUGUGAGGAGCUGUGCGAGGCGGGGCUCUACGGGAAGGGAUGCCAGCUAGAGUGCCAGUGUCUCAACGGUGCCACCUGCCAUCACGAGACCGGAGAGUGCCUCUGUGCACCGGGAUACACCGGGGCUAU